AUGGACGGCAACAAUCUUACUAUCCGCGUCAAGGCAUCCGAGGCCUCUGCCAAUACUGAGCUCAACAAUUCCGAGCUCACUCACAGCAACAUUGACGCCAAAGAGAACGCCACUCGUCUCACUCAAGGCGUUGUCGGAGUUCUUCAGCGUUCCGGUGCCGAUCCGACCUAUAUCCAGGCCUUCGCUGAGCAGCAGGGAGCUGUUAUCGCCCUGACGGAGAAGGCGGUCAAGGAGGCGGACAAGAUGACUCUGGCUUCAAAGAACAUGCUCAAGUACGCGAACCACGUUGGACCCGAGCUCGCCAUUGCGACUGAGCAGUACCAGUUCCUCUCCGAGGACUACCGCGACAGCAAGAAGCAGAUGCAAGAGAUUGGUGGCCAGCAGGCCGAGGUCAUGAACAAGGUUACGGCUGUGGAGUGUCGCAUGUAG
This is a messenger RNA of Colletotrichum fioriniae, 429 nucleotides long. NCBI's taxonomy places the organism in Eukaryota, Fungi, Ascomycota, Sordariomycetes, Glomerellales, Glomerellaceae. The record is from RefSeq and is a predicted model, not a curated record.